GACGAUUUGCCAUGCUCAAGCACCUUGUCGCGUGGGCGCUCGUGCUGGCGACGGCCGUCGUCAGCAGCGCCAAGAUGGAAGAGCUCUCGUUCGGCGGGCCCUUUGACAAGAUCGACGCCAACGGCCAGCGCUACGUGAACGGCUCGUGGAUUCACGGUGGCUCGACCGAGGUCAAGAAGGGCUUUGUGCGCCUCACGCCCGACCGCCAGAGCAAGAAGGGCUACCUCUGGAACAACGUGCUCAUCAACCGCGAGAGCUUCUCGACGAUCCUCACCUUUCGCAUCUCGGGCCAAGGCAAAAAGUGGUUUGGCGAUGGCAUUGGUCUCUGGAUCACGACAAGCCAAAACUACGUGUUUGGCGACAACCACGGCUUCACGGCCGACUUUACUGGCAUCGGCAUCAUCCUCGACACGUUCGCCAACCCGGAGCACAAGGGCGGCCACAAGGACGUGUCGAUCCAGAUCAACGAUGGCACCAAGACCCUCGACAUGCUCAACGACGAGACCAAGAUUGGCUGCGACGCGGCCGUGCGCUACUACGAAGAGAGCGCGUCGUUCAACCCGGUGCACAGCGCGGGUCGCCUCAAGGUCAAGAUUGACCAGAACCGCCUGCGCAUCGAUGUGGACGCGACCAACCAGGGCGCGUGGACGCGCUGUUACGAAGGCGAGCUUCCGCUGCCGGCGGGCUGGCUCUCGCGCUCGACCGUGGGCAUUUCUUCGGCGACGGGCGGCGUCGCCGACAACCACGAUGUGCUGCAGCUGGCGUCGUACGAGAUGCCGGACGACCCGGCCAUGUCGCAGGCCGACUCGGACACGCUCAUGCACAACCUGUCCAAGGACUACAAAAAGUGGCUCACGGACCCGUCGUGCCAGACGGACUGCAAGAUUGCAGUCUUGACCAAGGAGAUUGACAACUUCCGCCUCGAGUCGGAGCACAAGCUCACCGACUUGAAGGAGAAGACGGCGAACACGAUCGCCAAGCUCCGCGCGCAAGAGCAGGCCAACGAAGACCGCAUCCAGACCAUCUACCAGAAGAUCACGAGCAUCGUCGAUAGCUCGCUCGACCGCCGCGUGGCCGACCACGCCAACCACGUCAAGGCCAAGAUCGACGAAAAGGUCAAGAACGCGCCGACGGACGGCAGCUGGAAGGGCCCGUUUGUCAUCCUCAUUGUCGUGCUCGGCGCGGGCGGCGCGCUCGGCUACAAAAAGUACCAAGAGUUGCGCAAGAGCCAUUUGCUUUAGACUAAGAAAUCCUUCCGUACAGUACUGGUGCCCCUUUGACUCCCGCAAUGCACGGUGGUCUGUUGUAUCGGAGAAACCGUUGCGCCGCCCGACCACGAGCUUCGAGCAAACUGCAAACUCAGCGUUCAAGCAUCCGACUAGUAUGCACGGGACUGCUGCA
Messenger RNA from Saprolegnia diclina VS20, 1401 nucleotides. RefSeq lists its product as hypothetical. The transcript has a single exon. Gene Ontology annotation, cellular component: endoplasmic reticulum-Golgi intermediate compartment; endoplasmic reticulum membrane; COPII-coated ER to Golgi transport vesicle. Gene Ontology annotation, molecular function: D-mannose binding. Lineage: Eukaryota; Oomycota; Saprolegniomycetes; Saprolegniales; Saprolegniaceae. Bases 12 to 1241 code for a protein of 409 amino acids. Gene Ontology annotation, biological process: endoplasmic reticulum organization; endoplasmic reticulum to Golgi vesicle-mediated transport; Golgi organization. The record is from RefSeq and is a predicted model, not a curated record.